UCCAGGGGAAACCAUGACAGUCCGCACAGACGCAUGCUCUGAAUCCGAGCUGCCGACUCCUCUCCCGCAGUGACCCCCGCGUCCCCGAGGAGCAAGCCGAGCGGAGGAGCCCGGAGAGCGGACACUUCAUCGUGGAGCUCGGCGGCGGCGGAGGAGGCUACGGUUCUAUUUGGUUUGAAUCCCAGCGAGGACAGGAGGAAGUUUCCCCCCCCCUGCACACAGCGACAGCCGCUCGGGGGGCUGCCAAACAACAAGCAUCCUCCAGUGUCAGCAGCAGCAGCAGCAGCUGGAGAUCCCUGUCCUCUCUGCUGAUCCCUGCCUGGGGAUCGAUGCUCAGACUACACACCCGGUCAACAAUGUCUGCGAACCUCCUGCCUGAUCGCCCAGUCUACAUUCCCGAUUUGGUUUUUGACACCUUGCAACAAAAGCCCCUCACCAAAACCCCCUGACCAUCAGUGUCUUUGGGCGUCGGCUUCUCACUGGUUUCUACUUCCUGGCAUCUGCAGCCGUUCAACGCUCUUUCAUCUUUCGACAGCGGCAGGAUGCGCUAGUGUUUCGAGACUUCUUUCAACAAGGGAAGCACUGAAAUCCCUUAGCACUUCUAGCAGUGGACUUUAACCUCUGACCUCACCCUGGAAAAAGACAGCAGGCAAAAAAAGACGACUUCACACUCCCUAUCACAGUCGUAAUCACAGAUAGGAGCUUCAGGCUCAGGCCGGGCCCCCUUCCCUUCCACCACUCCCCCCAGUACCAUGCUGGGUGGACUCCUGCGCAGGAACAUGUCCCAGAAGUUGAGUGUGCUGCUGAUGGUGUUUGGCCUGGUGUGGGGCUUCAUGCUGCUGCGCUACACCGUUCAGCAGCCGCGACAUCAGAGCAGCGCCGAGCUCCGCGAGCAGAUCCUGGAGCUCAGUCGGCGGUACGUCAAGGUCCUGACGGAGGAGAACCAGAACGCACUGGGCGGACCCCAGGGGACCUCCAUGGCUGGUUAUGCUGAUUUGAAGAGGACUAUAGCUGUGUUGCUGGAUGACAUCCUGACCCGGCUGAUCAAACUGGAGGGGAAAAUCGAAGCGGUGGCCAAUGCCUCCUCUACAAACACUUCCCACACAGCAGGGGGCGUCCUUGCCUCCAGCCACCCGGGGACGUCCCGCCUCCACCCACCCGCCCCUAAACGGCCUCGACCACAUCGAGGAGCAUAGCUUUGAUUGGCUGUUGGAGUUUCUGUUUUUAGCACGUCACUCUUUUCCAGCAUUUAUCAUUGAUGUUACAUCCUCAGGCAAAUGAAAAGCAAUAGACAGACAUACGGACAUCCAGAAAAGACUGCUGCUGGGAUGCUUAUCUGAAAUGUUCAGCCACCUCAGAGGGAACACGGAGAACUUUUCCAUGCUCUGUCCUAUCAUAUGCUGAUAUUUAUUAUUUUUGUUACCAAGAUUAUCCAUUGCAUUUUUAUAUUUUAUUCGCUGAUUUUAUUCAGCUUAAAUUCUAGCAUUUUUUUUAAUAAUGCCAUAAAUGAAUCUUGUGACUGUUUAAGAGAUGUAAACUCACUCCGAUUUGAAAUGGAAUCAUGAAAAAUGGCUUAAAUAGUUCUUCUGUUUAAAUUGUAAGAAGACAUUUUACAAUACUGCUUCAACGUAUCAGAAUGCUGAACUAAACAGUACGAUAGUUAGGAAUGGCAACAUUUCACUUAUUUGCUGGUGCUGUUGCUAAAUACUGUGUGAAGAAGAUUCUUCUUUCAGCUUACACAUGUGGGGAUUUUUAAGGAUAAUGAAACUGGGUGAUUCAGCUGUUUGAGAUAAUCCAAAGAAUGUAAUUUGCACUCCAUCUGAAUGCAGUGUAAAUUAGAAUUUACAAGUGCUGCGAGACAAUGCUGGGUUAUUGCCCCAUACGAUCGGACGACGCCCAUUUGCCGCUGUGAAUUCGUCUCAGCUGUGAUGCAGUGGGUGAGAGAUGUUUGAAUUCACAUGCAAAACAGAUUGAUUGUACCGCGUGGUCCGUAUUUAGCCUUGUAGUGCUCUUAAAAUGACCUACUGCUUACACAUGUUCAGGGUUCAUGUUGCACUGUGACUCUAGAUGUUUUCUAAAAAUACUUGUCUCAUCAACUUUGACUUUAGGUAUAUUUUAAGUUCUGAAAUAUUCAUUUUUCCAGCUGCCCCCCUGAGUCUGGUUUCUAAAAUACUGACAAACCACAGCUGUGUAGCAGAGCAGUAGAAAGUCUUUGAAGUUCUCAUCCUGAUGCUCUUUAACAUGAUGACUUUGUCCGGCAACGGAAGGAGCAAUACUCUCAAUGAUGAUACUUGAGGAUUGUAUGUGGACGGAAUUCUAAUUAUGAAGAAAAUAUAAUUAAAACAUAAACUAAUUGUCAUUAUCGCUUCAUCUUUUUGCUGCCAUAUUUAAAUGUUAACAGUAUGUUUAUUUGUUGGCUGUUUUAUUUUGUAUUUUUAUCGGUUUGAUUUACCCUGAAUUACACUGAGUGAUAACACAAUUGUUUGCUUCGUGAUGAGCCAGUCAGCUGCUUGGAGAUCGCCUUACUAAUAAAUUGACCUCAUGGAAAACAG
Limanda limanda (common dab) is the source of this 2552-nucleotide messenger RNA. RefSeq names its product coiled-coil domain containing 126 (gene ccdc126). The transcript is spliced from 3 exons. The coding region runs from base 753 to 1196 and encodes 147 amino acids. The record is from RefSeq and is a predicted model, not a curated record. NCBI's taxonomy places the organism in Eukaryota, Metazoa, Chordata, Actinopteri, Pleuronectiformes, Pleuronectidae.